Molecule: messenger RNA, 1991 nt
Organism: Branchiostoma floridae (Florida lancelet)
Lineage: Eukaryota; Metazoa; Chordata; Leptocardii; Amphioxiformes; Branchiostomatidae
Product: deoxyribodipyrimidine photo-lyase-like
Exons: 11
Coding region: 160-1974 (604 amino acids)
Biological process (GO): DNA repair
Molecular function (GO): deoxyribodipyrimidine photo-lyase activity
Source: RefSeq, a predicted model, not a curated record
UAUAAGGAGAUAUAAGGCGGGAGGAUUGAAACUGAUUAGCAUACAGGAACAGCUGUUUGGCGGGUCCCGGACGUGUCGACCAGAGGCCUCCAACCUUCAAAGUUCACCUACCUCAGUCAAGUAACAACUGAAAUAUAUUGAAGACACUUCGAGACAUCAAUGCGAGUAGAACUCCUCAUCUUUGGUUUGUCAACGAAGUCGAUCUUGCAGCCCAGCAACUUCCUAUACAGAGCUGCUUCGUCGAGUUUCAUUUUCUCCAGGAAAAACAAUUUUGUUCACCCCAAGACGUCCAUCACUGGGUCUUCAAGAAACAUGUCAGAAGGCGGAGCCUGGACGCCAUCCUGGUACAAGGACAGUUGGGGAGGUAAUCGAGGUGGUGGGCACAAUCAGCGAGGUUCCCACAGCAGAGGCGGAGGACGUAACCAACGAGGUGGGCGCAAACCAAACCAGCGCACCCACCAACCCACGGGCGGACCUCCCAAGAUGACGAAAAUAGAAUCAGGCAGUAAAAUUCUGAGUUUCGGAGCAGGGAGUAAAGAUUUCUUGGAACAGUUAGCAGACCAGAGGAGGAGCGUUUGUUCCUCGGUUAUGGAAUUCAACUUCAAUGAGAGAAGAUGCAGGAAGCUGUCCGUGAACCGGGAGUUUAAACCUGACUGUGGUGGAGUUGUAUACUGGAUGUCCCGGGACCAGAGAGUACAAGAUAACUGGGCCAUGCUGUAUGCCCAACAGUUGGCCAUGAAACACAAGGUCCCCCUGUACGUGUGCUUCUGUCUGGUGCCAAAGUUCCUGGAUGCAAACAUCCGACAUUACGGGUUCAUGCUCAAGGGGCUGGAGGAGGUGGAAAGGGAGCUGACAAGUUUGGACAUCAGUUUCCAUCUCCUGACUGGCUAUGCUGUGGACGUCCUUCCUCAGUUUGUUACAGAGAUGAACAUCGGAGGGGUGGUAACAGACUUCUCACCUCUCAGGACACCCCUGAAAUGGGUUCGCGACGUGACCGCUAAACUACCCAGGGAUGUCUCUUUUGUCCAGGUUGAUGCUCACAACAUCGUACCGUGCUGGGAGACCUCCGACAAGCAGGAGCACAGAGCGUACAUCAUCCGCGGGAAAAUCAUGGACAAACUGCCGACCUACCUCACCGAGUUUCCUCCUGUGUGCAAGCACCCCCAUCCUUCUCCAUCAAAACCUCAGCCAGUAGACUGGGUUUCCACCAAGGCCAGCCUGGAGGUGGACAGGACCGUUCCCGAGGUAACCUGGGCCAUGCCCGGCUCCGUGGGGGGUCUGCGUCAGCUGGAGCUGUUCUGUAAGGAGAGACUGGAGGUGUACUCUGCAGACAGGAACAAACCAGACCACAAGGCACAGAGCGACCUGUCUCCAUGGUACCAUUUUGGCCAUGUAUCAGUACAGAGAUCUAUCCUGACUGUACAACAGUUCCAGACUGAGCACAGUCAGUCAGUGGAGAAGUACAUCGAUGAAGCCGUCAUCUGGAGAGAGAUGGCAGAAAACUCUGCCUUCUACAACCCUGACAGAUAUGAUUCACUUCUAGGUGCACCUGACUGGGCCCAGAAGACCUUACGUGAUCACGCAGGUGACAAGAGGCAGUACAUCUACAGCCGCGAGCAGCUGGAACAGGCCAGGACACACGACGACCUCUGGAACGCUGCUCAGAUCCAGAUGGUCCGAGAAGGAAAGAUGCACGGGUUCCUGCGGAUGUACUGGGCUAAGAUGAUUCUGGAGUGGACACCCUCUCCUGAAGUUGCUCUAAAGGAAGCCAUCUACCUCAAUGACAAGUAUAACCUGGAUGGAAGGGACCCAAAUGGAUAUGCCGGUUGCUUGUGGGCCAUAGGCGGGCUCCAUGAUCGCGACUUUCAAGAGCGCCCCAUCUAUGGAAAAAUCCGCUUCAUGACGUACUACGCAUCCAAGCGCAAGUUUGACGUACCUGGCUUUGUGAAGAGAUAUGGAGCUAAGGCUUACUAAAAGUAAUGUCAAGAUUA